CGGAUAUUCACAUUACAAUGCAUGUCUCUUUAAUAUGUGUAUAUAUUUGUAAGCUGGACGGAUAUGUUCUUGGAUGAUCAGUCCUGAUUACAAGAUGGAGGGAAGCCGGAGACUCGGUGCUGCUCUAUUUGGAGUGGGGAGGAUCGGACAGGUCCACCUAAAGAACAUGGUGGACAGUGGGAGACUGACCAUCAGAUGGUUAGUGGACGUACCAGCACAGCAUGGAGUGAUGACUGAACUGAUAGGGAAACAUAGGUUACAGGGGGAGGCUCAGGUGAUCGACAUCAAGGCCAGUCAAAAGGUGUUCGAAGACCCCAGGGUUGAUGUCGUUAUAAUUUGUACCCCAACGCCAUUUCACUCCGAUAUCAUAAAAAAGGCCUUAACUGCAGGAAAGCAUGUGAUGUGCGAGAAGCCGUUAACUUUAACAGUUUUAGAUUCAAAAGAGUGUUACGAAGUGGCGAGAAACCAUGACAGAAUUUUAUUCUGCGCCUACAACAGACGUUUUGACAAACAGUUUUAUAAGCUGUACAGCCGUUACAAGAAAGGUGAAAUCGGAAAGAUACGUGUGGUAAAAUUUACCAGUAGGGAAGGUGGACAGACCGAGGAAUAUCUAAAGAACAACAAAAGUAGAAUUUUCCUCGAUAUGGCCAUCCAUGAUAUCGACUAUAUCUGCUGGUUAGUGGGAGAAAAACCUUUGUCCGUCUGUGCAUUUGGUUCCAUUUCUUCAGACAAUUCCACACUUUAUCAAAAGUUUGACGAUUUUGACUCUGUGACAGCCAUUUUGAAUUUUCCAAAUGGAGUGAUGGCACAGAUGGAAGCCACUAGGGAGGCAAAUAUUGGAUACGAGCAGAAAGUCGAGGUGUUGGGAACCAGAGGCCUGAUCCAGACACAGAACAUUAAGACGAGCGAGUUGUAUACAGUAACCCAGGAGUCCUGUAAAUCGGAGCCUCUCCUACAGACAUUUCUAGACCGUUACAUUGACAGCUUCCCUACAGAAUUAAACCACUUCAUUGACGCCGUCCAAGGAAAAGAAGAUAUUUUAGUGACAGCUGAGAGCUGUAUAAUCGCCAUGGAGGUCUCAGAAGCACUCAGUAAAUCAUUGAAAACCAAAACUAUUGUUCAGUUAUGAUUGUAAUUUACAUGUGUUUGAUAGAAUUAUGUUAUAUUAACAAAAUUACAUAUCAGAAAUUAAGGAUUUAAAUUUUAUGGGUUAUAAAUACAUAUCAUUUUAGAGUAAAUUUGCAGUAUUGCUAUAAAUAUAUAUGAAGUUGUAUAAUUUCGUGU
This is a messenger RNA of Saccostrea cuccullata (small rock oyster), 1284 nucleotides long. RefSeq names its product myo-inositol 2-dehydrogenase-like. Bases 74 to 1129 code for a protein of 351 amino acids. Gene Ontology annotation, cellular component: cytoplasm. Lineage: Eukaryota; Metazoa; Mollusca; Bivalvia; Ostreida; Ostreidae. The record is from RefSeq and is a predicted model, not a curated record. Gene Ontology annotation, molecular function: nucleotide binding; oxidoreductase activity. The transcript is spliced from 8 exons. Gene Ontology annotation, biological process: NADPH regeneration.